Messenger RNA from Archocentrus centrarchus (flier cichlid), 1514 nucleotides. It is a transcript of the gene fam107b, whose product is annotated as family with sequence similarity 107 member B. Lineage: Eukaryota; Metazoa; Chordata; Actinopteri; Cichliformes; Cichlidae. The transcript is spliced from 4 exons. The coding region runs from base 158 to 649 and encodes 163 amino acids. The record is from RefSeq and is a predicted model, not a curated record.
AACUCGAAUCAGCUCAGUAGCAGACAGCUGUGCAGAACAAAGCAUCUCUCCUGCAUAAGGCUUUACUAGAUACUGGUUAAAAAAAGACGAAGAAGAAAGGACAGCGUGCUUUAAUAGCUUUUCUUGGAAAAAUACAUUCCAAAUCAAAAUAGCAGAGAUGACUACCAUGUUCAGAUACCCCGUCUUUCCUCAUCUGCAGGAUCCGUGUGAUCCAGGUCUGUCGCUGUCAGCAGGGAGGAGUGUCAUGGCGGAACCAGACUAUAUGGAUGGAGACUGUGAUGAGCUCAUCAAGCCCAAGAAACUGAUCAACCCAGUGAUAAGCUCCCGUAAUCACCAGGACUUGCACAGAGAGUUGCUCAUGAACCAGAAGAGGGGUCUGGCUCCUCAGAACAAACCUGAACUCCAGAAGGUUCUGGAGAAGAGAAAGAGGGAUCAAGUUCUCAAGCAACAGAAGGAGGAACAAGAGGCCCACAAGAAGAGGAGCGACUUGGAGAUAGAGCUCAUGAAAAGACAACAGAAACUAGAGCAGCUGGAACUGGAGCAACAGAAAAUCGAGGAGGAACAGGAGAACACCCCUGAGUUUGUGAAGAUGAAGAGCAACCUGCGCAGGACCAAGCAGGAGACCGAUGGGGAGGAGCGAACCACCUAAAAACCAGCAGGGGUGCUUGGGUCUGGCUGACUGUGCGCAUGUUUGUGAGCACAGAGGCAACAGGAGUGUGUGUACAAAAGAGAGAGUGUGUUAUGUCUGUGGUACACAGUGGUGACCUAAUCUUGGUCCUGGCUUUCCCAACUUAGCUGUUCCUUCCUGCAGUGAGGAGAGAGACUUUAAAGAAAAAGACCCCCUCUGUCUGCCUGCAAUGGACCGCCAGUACUCACACCCACCCAGCAGCACACAGCACCCCUGCAGGAGGACCUAACAGUUUGAUGCUUUUUUUCCACAAGGGGCGAGCAAGCUUUCAAGGAGCUCUGAGAGAGAUGCAACCAGACAUGCACCCACACACACACACACACAGGAGUAUUCGUCCCCUUUGUUUUCACUCCUUUCUCCGCAGCAAGCUCUCAUUUCUCUUUACUGUUAUCAGUGUUGUCAUUGUUGUUGUUGAUGAUGUUGUUUUUUGUUCUCACGUUCAGAAUCAAAAAAAAAAAAAAAAAAAAAAGGAAACUUGGACACUGGAUGGACUUUUGAAGCUGUGUAAUGUAAAAGCCAAACAAAUGUGCUUUUAUUAUUUAUGUUUGUAGCUUUUAGCUCUGGUAUAGGGGAAGACACUUUUAGUCAUUCUGUGUUUUAGUUUGUUUUACUGCAUAGUAUAUGAAGCCAGAACAGGACAAAGGGAGUGUGUGGUUCUUUGAAACACUCAAGUUUGCUUUAUUUUUUUAAAUUGUAAACAUGCAAUUUCCUCAGCUAAUGCAAUUUUGAGCAAUAGUAGAACUCCCAGGUGUGAGAGUGACUUUUCUUUAUAUAUUCUGUUGUUUUUGUAUGAAUAAAAGUGUUACUUAAUAAAUAAUUUAAGUUU